Oreochromis aureus is the source of this 1463-nucleotide messenger RNA. Its product is annotated as low affinity immunoglobulin gamma Fc region receptor II-like. The transcript is spliced from 9 exons. Gene Ontology annotation, molecular function: transmembrane signaling receptor activity. NCBI's taxonomy places the organism in Eukaryota, Metazoa, Chordata, Actinopteri, Cichliformes, Cichlidae. Gene Ontology annotation, biological process: cell surface receptor signaling pathway. The coding region runs from base 186 to 920 and encodes 244 amino acids. The record is from RefSeq and is a predicted model, not a curated record.
AUCACAGUCAACCAAAGUUUGUCUGGUCUGCAGAUGUUCAUUCAGCAGCGUCUCUCACAGUGAGUCCUGACAGAGUGCAACACUUCACCUCUGACUCUGUCUCACUGACCUGUGAGGGAAACUUCACUGAGUGGAGAGUGAGGAAGUUCUCUGAGGACGGCCGACUGUACUCUGACUGUAGGAGAAUGACUGGAUCCACAUGUAACAUCAACACAUCAAAGUCAGAUACUGCAGUGUACUGGUGUGAGUCUGGAUCAGGAGAGUUCAGCAGUGCAGUCAACAUCACUGUACAGAAUGAUGGUAAUGGUCCUAUCCUGGUGAGUCCUGUUCAUCCUGUGACUGAGGGAGCUUCUGUUAGUCUGAGCUGCAGUUUGAGAACACAAAAAAUACUUUCCAAUGUGUUUUUCUAUCACAAUGACAAACUUAUUCAAAAUGAUCCCCGAGGGGAGCUGAAGAUCUCUGCAGUGUCAAAGUCUGAUGAAGGUUUCUACAAGUGUCAGUACUCAGGAAGAGAGUCAGCACAGAGCUGGAUGUCAGUUAAAGUAACUGUGUCAGGAGCUGACAGCUCUUCAUCUCCUGUGUGGUUGAUGGUUGGACUGGUUUGUGGAGUCUCUCUCAUUAUUAUUCUCCUGCUCUUGUUGUAUCGCUGCAGACAGUCCAAGUGUGCAGAUGAACCCCCAGAUGUCAUUUACUCUAAUAUUGAACUUGAAAACUUUGGAAAUAAGUGGAAGCAUCAUAAACCAGAGCAGAGUGCUGUUUACACUAAUGUGAAGACGGGAGCUGCAGAGGACAGUCUGAUGUAUGCUGAGGUCAAACAGCCCAAAAAACAAAAAGCCAAGAAAAACAAAGGAAAAUCAAGUCCUGCAGCUGAUGCAGCAGUUUAUUCUGAAGUCACAUCAGGAAGCUCUCUCAGUCAGUGAGGAGAGCUGUAGCAGCAAAGCCAAGAAGAAGCUUUUUAUGAAGCCACUCUUGCUCCUCUGCUCCCCAAAUAUCAGACAUGCUCAGCUUUAUGUACAGUUACAAUAUUAAAUCAUAAUAUCAUAUAGACAUAUUGCUCUCUUUUAGUAUAAAACAAAUGGAGGUGUAUUCAUAUUUAAUAUUCAUGCUCUUUAUAUUCAGUUAUAUUUCAUAAAGACUUUGUAAUAAAGCUUCAAUGUAUCUAACAUGUUCCAACAGCAGUGAGAACAAAGUGUGAAAUAUGUGAUCUUUAGUAUCUGACAGCACAACUUAAAGUCAGUGUUUGCAGUGUUUCACAAGUAAAUACUGAUAUGGGACCAACAAAUACUUUAACUGUGUUUGUCUAAAGAUCUCCUACAUUAUAUAAAUAAGAAUAAAAUCAUAGGCAGUGAAUACAUUUAAAUGUAUUUCAUUUAUAUUUUUGUGUUUCUGAUCAUUUUAUGCUUCUGUAGUUAGAAGGUAGAAAUAAAAUCUUUUUACAUUUUAACAUUUUAUCUUUAUGUUUG